UUAAUCUUACUAGUUUGACAGUGGCGGAAGUGAGCGACUAAACUGGCGAUUAGGGGAAUAACUGCUGAGCCAGAAUCAAAUAAAUAAAGGAUUAAUAUCGAGUCACCACCUUGUGUAAGCCCGUCACACUGUCCACAAUGUCCAGGCAAUCCAACCGAACAACAGACAGCAAGAAGAUGAACUCUGAGCUGUUCACGCUGACUUAUGGAGCUCUGGUCACCCAGCUUUGCAAAGAUUAUGAGAAUGACGAGGAAGUCAAUAAACAAUUGGACAAGAUGGGUUAUAACAUCGGAGUGCGUUUGAUCGAGGACUUUCUGGCACGCUCCAGCAUCGGCAGGUGUCAGGAUUUCCGAGAAACAGCCGAUGUCAUUGCUAAGGUUGCGUUUAAGAUGUACCUGGGAGUCACCCCCAGUGUGACCAACUGGAGCCCAGCGGGAGAUGAAUUCUCCCUCAUCCUAGAGAACAACCCGCUGGUUGACUUUGUGGAGCUGCCCGAUAACCACAGCACACUGAUCUACUCCAACCUGCUGUGUGGGGUCCUCAGAGGAGCCCUGGAGAUGGUCCAGAUGGCGGUGGAUGUGAGAUUUGUCCAAGACACUCUGAGAGGGGACAACGUGACAGAAAUCCGCAUGAAGUUCAUCAAGAGGAUUGAAGAAAACCUCCCAGCAGGAGAUGAGUGAUGGAAACUCUUUCAUCAACUUCUUUGUCUCAUUUCAGGAGGAUUAAGUUAUGCACGGAAACACUUCACACACAGACUGAAAGGAUGAAGGAACUGAACUCAAAACAUCAGUUGUGUUACAUCUCAAUAGCUCAACAUGUAUUUCCUUUCCUUGCAACUUUAUAUGUUGUCUGAGAGUGUUGAUCACUCACUCAAGAGUCAUGGCUGAAAUUGCAACACCUCCUCAAUUCCUAGUAUCUCCAUCUUCUGUUAUCUUUUCUAUCUGUGUUGUGAGGAGUGAAUGUCAGGAAUUAGAAGAGACUAUUGAGAUUCACCCAGGUGUAAAGGAACACUGUACGCUAUUGAAGCACAACACCAUAACAUGGCCCUGCUACCUUGAAUAAUUUGUGGAUUAUAAAAAAUUGUCAGCACUGAUCUGUGGUCCAGUUUAAGGGAAAGGCUCUUUAUUUUUAAUUUUAUACUUAUUUCCUGGAGGUGUUCUGUGUAGUUUGACAGUAUUUAAUGGUAAUUUGUUAGGACAUUUUACAGGAAGGGUGGUGCAGUUUAGUACAAAUUACAAAAAAGACACGAAAAAAGUUUUAAUUUGGU
Molecule: messenger RNA, 1267 nt
Organism: Thunnus maccoyii (southern bluefin tuna)
Lineage: Eukaryota; Metazoa; Chordata; Actinopteri; Scombriformes; Scombridae
Gene: trappc3
Product: trafficking protein particle complex subunit 3
Exons: 5
Coding region: 138-680 (180 amino acids)
Biological process (GO): endoplasmic reticulum to Golgi vesicle-mediated transport; intra-Golgi vesicle-mediated transport
Cellular component (GO): TRAPP complex; cis-Golgi network membrane; cytosol
Source: RefSeq, a predicted model, not a curated record